AUGGUCAAGAAGACGGGCCCCUCCAGAAAGGCUGCACCUUCAAAGCAGAGCAACAAGAAGUCGGCCGCCCCGGCGCAAAAUCAGGAAGCUUCUUCACCACCACCUCUGCAGAGCCAAGCCGAGCAGCAGCGUCUGCUCGACGUCUUUUCCAAUGCCUUCAAUUCGACCCUCACGUCAGAUGACUUUGCAGGUCUGCUGCAGGAGGUGAAGCAGGCUCUGUUCAAUCGCGACUUUGCUACUGCUUUUGGGAGGGAGGAUUAUCUCGAGGCGUAUGCGGCGAGAUGGAGUCCUACACGGACAUUAUGCUAUACCACUGUUUUCCUCGGCAUCAAGGAACAUCUGGAUGGGGUUCUAGCUUCUGAAGAGGGGAAUGCUCCCAAACCCGAAAGGUCUCAACCACGAAGCACUCUGCGAAUGCUCUCAAUUGGAGGAUGCGCAGCCGAGCACCUCGCUUUUGCAUCCUACCUCCAAUCCACCUCGAGCAAUGGUCAUCUGACGCUCCUUGACUCGGCUCCCUGGGCCAGCGUCAUCUCUUCUCUCGAGUCGAGCACAAACUCCCCGCCCCCCAUCUCAAAGUAUGCGUCGGCGGCCGCGCGCGCAGCGAACCGCGCGCUUCUUGAGCCGGGCCAGCUUUCUGUCGAGGUCGUACAGCAGGAUGUCUUGGCUCUUGAUGCCGAUGCAUUGACAGCUCAGUGCGCUGGUGGCAAGGUACCCAUCGUGGUGACGCUGUUGUUUACCCUCAACGAGCUGUAUACCAGCGGAGGCAUUGGGAAGACGACCAAGCUCCUCAAGAACCUCGGACAAGCCCUCGCGCCGGGGAGCUUGGUUCUCGUGGUGGACAGUCCUGGAAGCUACUCAGAAGCUGCCCUGGGCAAAGAGAAGAAGCGGUACCCUAUGCAAUGGCUGCUCGACCACACUCUCCUUGAGACCGAGACACCGGGUUACUCCUGGGAAAAGCUGCAGUCUGAUGAUUCCAUCUGGUUUCGACUCCCAGAAGGCUUGUCAUAUCCAAUUCCCCUCGAGAAUAUGCGGUACCAGAUACACCUGUACCGUCUGGAAAAGUCGUCUUGA
Molecule: messenger RNA, 1071 nt
Organism: Fusarium vanettenii 77-13-4
Lineage: Eukaryota; Fungi; Ascomycota; Sordariomycetes; Hypocreales; Nectriaceae
Exons: 2
Coding region: 1-1071 (356 amino acids)
Source: RefSeq, a predicted model, not a curated record